CUGUGCAGUCGCGUCGCUCGUUGAUGACGUUGCAGAGAGCGGAGGUUCGGGUUUGCCACGUCGGUCUCUGUGAAACGCAUUUUAUACUGUUGCUUCCGAAGCCCGCGGCUAACUUUUAAAGCCGUUUAGUGCGUGUUUAACCCGGAGAGAAAGCUCCCGUUCCGCAUCACCGGUGCCGACGUAACUCGUCGCCUCACCAGCGCAGCCGGGAACAUUGAAGCUGGGAAGGGGAGAGAAAAUGCUCGCCGCGGUCUGGACUCGUCCGCCUGGAAGCCACACAACUGACUGAUGCAUCCUCGUUCACUUCACCCCGCCGUGUGUUGUUGGCCUUGUUGUACAUGGUGGCACGUUAAGGAGAAGGGGAGGAGUCCCGGCAGCAGUUGGUCGCCCGGCGGCAUCCGUGGUUGCCGCGGUAACUGGCGAACAUGCCAGGAGGUCGCAGGGGCCCCAGCAGACAGCAGCUAAGUCGCUCUGCUCUGCCGUCCCUGCAGACUCUGGUUGGAGGCAACGUGGGCAAUGGAACAGGCCUCAGGAACAGGAGCAGUAACGUGGUGGGUCUGUCCGCGCCCCCUCUCUCGUCCCUCAUCACUCCGGAGCCGGUGCGUCACUCGAGGAUCCCAAAGCUCCCGUUGGACAGCGGCCUGCUGUUUGAAUUCCUGCUCUUCCUGUAUUUGCUCGUGGCCUUGUUUGUCCAGUACAUGAACAUCUACAGGACGGUGUGGUGGUAUCCGUACAGCCACCCCGCUGCCUCCACCUCGCUGAACUUUCAUCUAAUGGACUACCACCUGGCUACCUUCAUCACUGUCAUGUUGGCCAGGAGGCUCGUUUGGACCAUUGUUUCAGAGGUGUCCCAAAGCGGUGGCGGCGGGUCGCUGCUCCGCUACGUGGUUCUGAUCGCUGCUCGGCUCAGCUUGCUGACCAUGUGCGGCUGGGUUCUCUGCUGGACACUGGUCAACCUCUGCAAGAACCACUCCGUGCUCAACCUCCUCUUCCUGGGAUACCCGUUCGGUGUGUACGUCCCGCUAUGCUGUUUCCAUCAGGAGGGAGGGAAAAGCCAACCGGCGGCGGCCGACGGCGAUUACGCCGUCGACCAGCAGCAGUCCGACCUCGCGGAGAGCCCCUUCUUUCGACCGCGUGACUUUCUCUUCCUGCUGCGAGAGAACCUCAGAGAGCAGUUUUCCAGCCCGCCGCACAUGCCAACGCACACCUGCCCGCCGCACACACACUCGCACGCGCCGGAGUUGAUCCGAGCAGAGGUGGAGGAGCUGAAGAGCGACUUCAACCGGCGAAUAAAGGAGGUGCUGUUCAACUCGUUAUUCAGCGCCUACUACGUGGCCUUCCUGCCGCUCUGCUUCGUUAAGAGCACCCAGUACUAUGAUAUGCGCUGGUCAUGUGAGCAUCUGAUCAUGGUGUGGAUCAAUGCGUUCGUCAUGCUGAUGAGUCAGCUGCUGCCCCCGAGCUACUGCGACCUGCUCCAUCGCUCGGCUGCCCACCUGGGCCGCUGGCAGAAACUGGAGCACGGCUCGUACAGCAACGCACCUCAGCAUGUGUGGUCAGAAAGUACCGUAUGGCCUCAGGGGGUGCUGGUGCGACACAGUCGAUCUCUGUAUAAAGCCAUCGGACCGUAUAAUGUCGCUCUGCCCUCUGAUGUUUCCCACGCAAGGUUUUAUUUCCUGUUCCACAAGCCAUUGCGGAUCCUGAACCUGCUGAUCUGGAUCGAGUCCAGCGUGGUUUUGUACCAGUUGUACUCUCUGCUGCGCUCUGAGCGCUGGAAUCACACUUUGUCUCUGGGCCUUAUCCUCUUCUGCAACUAUUAUGUCCUUUUUAAACUGCUCCGAGACCGCAUUGUGCUGGGCAAAGCCUACUCCUACCCUCUGUCAUCCGGCAGUCUGGGGCUCAAGUCGCAGUAAAGGCUCUGCACGGCGAGACCUCAACCACGAACUCGGGACGCAGAGGAGACGGCGGUCUGCUGAAAGGUUGACUAGUGCUGCCUCCUGGAGGACAAGGGACGGACUGUGAACUCGCAAUCGUGUUUUGAUACGGUUCUAUUUUUAUUGCAAUGUUUAUAUAUACCUAUUUAAAGAAUAUUUUUAUUUUGUAUACGAUUUUCGAGUUACGCCGGGCAUUAUCACACUGAGGACAUGAGCUUGUUGUUGCCAGGCGACAGGGAAGUCAGGGAAUGCGAAGAGGUGACUCUCACCAAAGAUAUUUUAGGUGCAGGUGGCCAAUCACAGAAGGGACUUGGCCUCUGAGAGUAAACUUGGGUUCAGUGGAGAUGUGCCUGAGAUCAUGGAUGCCGGUUGGGCUUCGCCCCCGAGGCUUUUCUAAGACCACUAACAACUGGUGCAGCUUUUUGGGGUGGCAGGCCUGCGCAUCUUAAGCGCGUUUUCACUGGGGACUUUCAAAGCAGAAGUUUGACAUUUUGGGAAAUAAGCUUAUUGGCUCUCAUGGGAGAGAAAUACGAGGCCACAGCAGAGGGGCUUAAUGUCUGCACAAAGAUUAGGAGUGACGAGCGUGCUGUUUUUGUCAAAUGGCAAAACAUCUGCCUACCAGCCACUCUAAAACGACAAAUUGAUGUUACUCUUGGAUUUUUGUUUGAAUUUAGUGUUUGAGUUGUUCUCCCCGAGUCACUUUUAUUGCUGUGUUUCUGCUCUGUAACUUGCUUGUUUCACAUGUGUUGGCUAUCCGGAGGGUAGUUGAAGCAGCAGGUUGUACAAACUUGCACCCGGGUCUCGACUAGUGAGAGGGGACUGAGAUACUAGUGGCAUCAACAGUGUCUUCUAACAUCUGAGGACUGGGACAGGGACGCAUUACUUGGGGCAGUAUUGAAGAUUGCGGUCAGAUGACUGUUCAGCAUCCACGUGGCAAUCAAUAGAAAAAAAGAGCGAUAUUACCGGUUGUGAAUUGCAGGCUUUUAGUCAAGUUUCAAGUUGACUGAGGAGGGGGGGAAAAUCAUUUGAGAUGUCAAUGUGUGAACAUCUGGGUCAUCGCUGCUCUUCUGCUUAUCAGAAGAAGUGUGAGGAUUCUCUUGAUUAGACAUGAGGGUCAUUCAUACGCACAUUCUGCUUUGUCUGCAAACUCUGCCCCUUAAAUCAGCUCUGGUACUUCUCUUGUUUCUGAUCAUUUUCCAAAUGAAUGUAGCAAAUUGUUUAACUGAAUGUUGCUGUUCACCUGAACUGGCAUGUGUUUUUUUUUUUUUUUUUUUUUUAAGUUGAUAGCGUGGAGUCGGCACCAUCACAGGUUUUUAUUUUUUAUUUGUUGUGGAGGUACUUUUAUGUCACCUUGAAUUCACCAUUAUCACGAUGACACCAAAAGAUGAUAUUUUGUGUUCACUUAUAAGCCUGCUUUAAUAUCAGGUCUUACUUGAUUGUUGAGACGCAUUCAACCUGCCUUCUCUGUUGUGGUAAAACCCAAAUGUUCACAGCUGGCAAAGAGGAAAAAGAUUUGAGAAGCUUUGAGGUUCAUCUUUUGAGCACUUUGCCCCUCUAGCGUACAGGUGUUAAUUAAAAUGGAUUCUGAUGUCUGUGUUUUGAAAUUGGGUCACAAACUGUCUUAUUUUAUAUGUGCCAUAUCCCAGGAUGCAUCUUCAGACUUAGGGUUUGACCUGUUGAAUGUGUCAUUGCUGGAGAAGUCGUCAAAGCUGGUCCUCAUAUUUCAGCUUUUACACGGUUCAGUUUACCCACAGCAUUUAUAAACAUACCCUUUGUCAUCCAGAAUAAAACAAAUGGUGUUCAAACAGUUUGUUUGUGUAAUAUGUUGUCUGAGCAGACAAAUGGUGAAUCUGUGACAUAAGUUUCAUAAUUUAUUGUAUAGAUUUCAUUAAAUUUUUGUUCGAUUUCAGUAAAAAGCGCUCGGGAAGACCCGCUAUGCCAAAUGCUCGACACCUGUAGUGUUUUUUCUUUUCCACCAGAUGGAGCUAAGCACCAAAGCACAACACUCACAAAACGUGCUGUAACCUGCUGU
Molecule: messenger RNA, 3963 nt
Organism: Pungitius pungitius (ninespine stickleback)
Lineage: Eukaryota; Metazoa; Chordata; Actinopteri; Perciformes; Gasterosteidae
Gene: tmem39a
Product: transmembrane protein 39A
Exons: 9
Coding region: 426-1910 (494 amino acids)
Biological process (GO): negative regulation of autophagosome assembly; negative regulation of autophagosome maturation
Cellular component (GO): endoplasmic reticulum membrane
Source: RefSeq, a predicted model, not a curated record